This is a messenger RNA of Iphiclides podalirius (scarce swallowtail), 2226 nucleotides long. The record is from the annotation of a GenBank genome assembly. NCBI's taxonomy places the organism in Eukaryota, Metazoa, Arthropoda, Insecta, Lepidoptera, Papilionidae.
AUGGUGCCGUUGGCUGGCAAAAUUAUCAUACCAAUCGUCGUGCUGGGUGUCGUGGGCGGUAUGACCGCUCUGAUAGUCGUGAUGGUGAACGAGUCGGACGACUCGACCACAACGGAGGGCCCGACGUCGACCACCGCGUACACCACUACGACCACUUUUCCCGACAUCACUACGACCACAGACGCCCCAAACGACAGAGAAAUGAUAUACGAGGCCGGUGUCGGCAUAGCUGAUAUGACUGGGCCGUGCGUGGAGUUCAAUUUUAUGGGCUACGCGGAGUUCGGGCAAACCGGGCGUGGUAUCCACCUCCGCCAGUUUUCCAGGGCGUUCAUCUUCGCGAAGGGUGACACCAGGGUGGUUCUGGUGACGGCAGACGUGAUGGCGAUCGGCAUUGCGGUCAGGCGAGAGGUGGUGAAGAAUCUCAAGGAGUUGUAUGGCGAUAUGUAUACCCUGCGCAAUGUGAUCCUCACGGGGACUCACACGCACAGCGCGCCCGGUGGUCACCUCGUCCACUUCCUCCUGGACAUCACCAUCCUCGGCUUCUCCGAGGAGACCUUCAACGCCUACGUGGCUGGAAUCACCAGGAGCAUAGUCCGCGCCCACGAGAGCAUGGUGCCCGCUCGAUUGUUUUUCGGCCAGACGCGGUUGUGGGAUAUGCAUGUCAACCGUUCCCCUUACUCCUACAACCAAAACCCCGCCGAAGAGAGACAGCGGUACGACACCAACACUGACAACACCCUCACCCAAGUGCGCAUAGUGAAGGGAGACGGAAGCCUGCACGGGGUGCUCAACUGGUUCCCCGUCCACACCACCAGCAUGAACAUGACGAACCACCUCAUCUCCUCCGACAACCUCGGCUACGCCGCCCUAAGGAUGGAGCGGGAACUGAACCCGAACUCUCGCACCGGCCAGCCGGCCAUAGUGACGGGCUUUUUCUCUUCGAACCUGGGCGACGUGUCGCCCAACACUCGGGGCGCUCGCUGCGAGUUCAGCGGCCGCCCUUGCGACCACCAGUUUGCGCUGUGCCAAGCCCUGGAGCGGUGCUUCGCCACGGGUCCCGGCGAGGACAUGUUCGAUAGCACCAGGAUUAUAGGCACCGCAGUCGCCAACGCCGCCCUGGAAGUGCUAAAGAGUCGCGGAACGGAGCUUUGGGGGGAGCUGGCGGUCGUCCAUCAGUUCCUCGACAUGCCACAACAGGUUGCUUCGAAAUACGAUCCAGUGGCGAGGACAUUCAAUGAGAACAAGCCCGUAAGAGGCUGCGUCCCAGCCUUGGGCUAUAGCUUCGCGUCUGGAACUAUCGACGGGGCGAACGUUUUGAACAUAACACAGGGUACCACAACGGGGAUACCACAGUUGGACGCCAUCGUGGCAGCACUUGUCGAGCCAACGGCCGAGGACAUCGAGUGCCACGCCCCAAAGCCCAUACUCCUUGCAACCGGCAGGGGUACUAUGCCAGUCCCCUGGCACCCGCAUGUGGUGUCCGCAUCGCUGGUGUGGCUGGGCGGCUUCGCGCUCCUCGGCGUGCCAGGGGAGCCCACUACCAUGGCAGGCCGGAGGCUGAAAGACGUGGUGGGGGACGCCGUGAGGAGACGCGGUCUGACCCCCAUGGUUGAGGUCUCCGGCCUCACCAACGAGUACAUUCAUUACGUCACCACAUUUGAAGAGUAUCAAGUUCAAAGAUAUGAAGGCGCUUCCACUAUCUACGGGCCGCACACCCUCGACAUCUUUCUCAACAAAUUAGCCGAGUUCGUUACCGUCGCUAUUGAGGGCGGGGAGUUGGAACCAGGUUCCGAACCCAUGGACCACCGCAAUGGAACCAUCGGGUUGGUGCCUCGCGUGAUCUUGGACGGAACCCCCUUCGGUCGAUCCUUUGGCGAUGUGUUGCAGCAGCCACCUUCGGCUGUCAGCCCCGGAGACCUCGCCAGUGCCACUUUCGUUGCCGCCAACCCUCGAAACGACCUACGCCAAGAGUCCUCCCACAUAAUGGUCGAAAGGUACGAGGGGAAUGACUGGGUGGUGGUUGCAACUGAUGCCGAUUGGGAGACCAAGUUCCAUUGGGAGAGAUUGUCUACGCUGUUCGCAACCAGUCAGGCGCGAGUAGAGUGGCACGUGCCAAGUGGAGUGAUCCCUGGACCCCACCGUCUGGUGUACAGAGGCGCGUCGCGUAGCAUCAUUGGCUCCGUCACCCAGUUCACUGGAGUCAGCGACACCUUCCAAGUUUCAAGA